Messenger RNA from Penicillium verhagenii, 384 nucleotides. RefSeq lists its product as uncharacterized. The transcript has a single exon. Lineage: Eukaryota; Fungi; Ascomycota; Eurotiomycetes; Eurotiales; Aspergillaceae. The record is from RefSeq and is a predicted model, not a curated record. Bases 1 to 384 code for a protein of 127 amino acids.
AUGCACUUCACCACCACUUUCCUCAUCUCUGCCCUCGCCUCCACCGGCCUGGCAGCCCCCACCAACGGGCCCCCAGCCCACACAGCCACCAUCCAGCUCGCAAACGAGCACACGGGCGCCAAUGCCAACGUCAUCAUCCCCGUCGACGGCGUCAAGCGGCCCGUCCAGGAACUCUGGGGCCACACCACCGUCGCAAACCACGGUCUUGUCUUUGCGUCCAGUGCGCAGCUGACUGCCUUUGAGGAGACAACCGUCUGCACUUUCACCGAGGAGAAGCGGGAUCUGGAGGUUGCGCUGGAUUCGGAGGAGACUUAUGCUGAGCUUGGAAAGCCGGUUGUUGAUCUUUGCGCUGCUUGGGUCGUUUGCGAGUGUGAGGGCAUGUAA